Molecule: messenger RNA, 1071 nt
Organism: Fulvia fulva
Lineage: Eukaryota; Fungi; Ascomycota; Dothideomycetes; Mycosphaerellales; Mycosphaerellaceae
Product: 3-dehydroshikimate dehydratase
Exons: 1
Coding region: 1-1071 (356 amino acids)
Source: RefSeq, a predicted model, not a curated record
AUGGACUCACUCCAGAACUUGCCACUGGCAUACGCCUCCGUCUCGAUUGGCUACAAAGACGAGCACACGCUGCCGAAGAAGCUUGAUGCCAUCGCAAAUGCUGGUUUCCAAGCAAUUGAACUUGGAAUGCCAGAUCUGGUGGCGUUUGCCAACCAACAUCUGAAGACUGGCCAGCAAGGAGGAUCCAAGGGGAUUGGCGACCACGAUUUCGAUGAUCUCGUUUCUAUCGGCAAACUUCUCAAGACGAUGCUCGAUGCUAAGCGUCUCAAAGUCUUCAUGAUGCAGCCCUUCGCCAACUUCGAAGGCUGGCUAGAGGCUUCCCCAGAGCGAAAGGAUGCCUGGGAGAGAGUCGAAGGCUGGACGAGCGUGAUGGAAGCUGUCGGAUGCGAUAUGCUUCAAGUUGGAUCUUCAGACUCACCCGAGGAGAAGAUUGGCAAAGAUCGUGGGCGUUUCGUGAAAGACCUUCGUGAGCUGGCAGACAAGCUUGCUCAAAAGAACAUGCGCGUUGCCUACGAGAACUGGUGCUGGUCAACCCAUGCUCCAGACUGGGCAGAUGUCUGGGAUAUAUGCCAGAAGGUCGAUCGACCUAACUUCGGCCUCUGUCUCGACACCUUCCAAUCUGCUGGUGGCGAGUGGGGCGAUCCGACCACGAAAUCCGGCAUACUCGAGGAUGGCCGUACCCCAGAACGGGUAGAGGCAGACUGGAAGAAGUCCUGCAACCGUCUGGCCACGACAGUACCGAAAGACAAGAUCUAUCUUCUCCAGAUCUCUGAUGCAUACAAGGUCAAUCAGCCACCAGUUGGUCCGCUUGAGAAGAAGGAGAUUGAUGGUCUGCGACCGCGUGGCAGGUGGAGCCAUGACUUCCGACCGCUACCAUUCGAGGGCUAUCUGCCCGUCGUGGACUUUACAAAGGCUGUACUGGAUACUGGCUUUCGAGACUGGUUCUCUUACGAAGUCUUCGAGCUGAGGGCACCAGAUGGUAAGCCUAAAGAAUACGACAUCCACGACUUCGCAAAGCAAGCCAUGAAUACGCAGAAGCGCCUUGUUGAGGCUGUCGCCAAGGCCUCGUGA